This is a messenger RNA of Aegilops tauschii subsp. strangulata, 3046 nucleotides long. RefSeq lists its product as uncharacterized. The record is from RefSeq and is a predicted model, not a curated record. Gene Ontology annotation, molecular function: RNA polymerase II cis-regulatory region sequence-specific DNA binding; protein dimerization activity; DNA-binding transcription factor activity, RNA polymerase II-specific. NCBI's taxonomy places the organism in Eukaryota, Viridiplantae, Streptophyta, Magnoliopsida, Poales, Poaceae. Gene Ontology annotation, biological process: regulation of transcription by RNA polymerase II.
AUGGCGGCGCCCAACCGGAGAGGUGGCAGCGGCCGGAAGAAGACCGUCAUCCGCCGGAUCGAGCAGGAGGAUGCCCGGUACGUCUGCUACUCCAAGCGCCGCAUGGGGUUAUUCACCAAGGCCACGGAUCUGGCGGUCCUGACCGGCGCCCAGGUGGCCGCUCUCGCCUUCUCUCCCACCGGCAGGGCCUUCUCCUUCGGCCACCCAUCCGUCGACUCCGUCGUGGAACGCUUCCUGGCGGGGGAGGCUGCGGGGGCUGCCGCGAGGGAGGAGGGCGCUGCCGACGACCGCUUGCUGGCGGGGGAGGGCGCGGGGGAGGGCGCUGCCGGCGAAGACAAGAAGCUCGAGAACCUGCUCCAGGAGUUCAACGAGCUGCGCACGGAGCUGGCCGAGGUGAAGAAGUGGACCAAGCGCACGGACAAGGCCAUGGCGAAAGAGCGCUCUGCGGGGGACCAGAUAGCGGCUUGGUUCGACCCCAAGGUGCGCGACAUGGGGGACGAGGACAUGGCGGCCUUCUUUGCCGCGCUGAUGCAGGUAAAGAACGACGUCUCCGACCGCGCCAACCAGGUUCUCCUCGAGGCGAUGCACGUCCACCUGAGCCGCAUGGCGGAGGUGGCGCUGCCGCCGCCCCAUAUCUUCGGUGACAGCACCUUCGAGUUCGGUAGCAGCAGCGGCACCGCCAACGACGGGAUGGAGUUCCAGUUUCUGGUGCCUCCGCCACAGGAGCAGGGGUUCGAGGCCGGGAUGGAUAUGCAGCAGAUGGUGAUGGCGGCGCUGCCUCCGUCUCAGGUGGUGGCCGCCGGGGUGGAUAUGCAGGAGAUGCCUCCGCCGCCGGGGUUGGCCGCCGGGAUGGAUAUGGAGCAGAUGCAGAUGACGAUGCCUAAGCCGCCGGGGUUCGACGCAGGGCUAGACAUGGAGAUAGACCAAUGGCUUAAUGUGAUGCUGCCGCCUCCGGAGAUCCCUGCCGGGAUGGAGACGGUGCAGCAGGGGCUCCAUCAACCGAACGCCGGCUUCCCGUACUGAGAUCCCGAGUCCAGUGCAUGCAUAUCUACGCUACGCUGCUGCUCCUAGGGUUUCGUAUGCGUUUACAUAUGCAUCUUCGACUUAAGUCUUGGCGUUAAUCUUUUUUUUUUUUGGGUUUGAAAUGAAGUCGUCGCGUCAAUCUUUGGUACAUGCUGUGCAUCUACCCUGGAUCAGGACGAAAUUAAAUAUUUCGUCAAUAUUUUUAUUAGGUCAUUUCCUUUCCUUAUCAUGCAUAUCCGUAAUUACUGGGUUGUAAUCUGCACCGAUAUGAAUGAAAUACAAAGGUCGAUCUGUGCUGGAUACAUCUAUCUAUUAAUUACUGUGUAUACUAUUACUAAAAUAAGGGACAAACGAGCCAUCACAUGCAUUCACAUAAUCUACAAUUUUGACACCGUUUAUCAGAAUUUUUAAUGCUGAGAUUUAAAAGAUUAAAAAAUUACAUACGACUAUAUUUGGUACAAACAAGUCACGUCAGAGGAGGUACAUCCAUAUGACAUAUGUAUAUGCAAACAAAAAUAUACAUGCAAAAACCGCAUGGGACAUGUGGUUAGCAAAUUCAAAAUUCGUAUACAAUACACGUGCAAUUUUUUUUUAAAAAGAGAUACCAACAUGCAACAUUUGUUUUUCGAAAAGGGGACAGGGCCCCGGCCUCUGCAUCAGAACGAUGCAUACGGCCAUAUUAUUAAGAAUAAUCCAAAAGGUUCCACAAAGGUUUUCCGCUCUGAAAAACAGAAAAGCUCACAAAGAGCAAAAGAACAUAACAGGAAAAGCCACAACCGGCAGGCAAAAUAAAAUAAGAUAGGAACCUCAAAACCUAUCCUAUUACAUGACCGCUAUCCAAACCGGUUGAAGAUAUCCCGAGCUACCAUCUCCUAACGGACAGAUCCAGUAACCAAACGCUCCCUGGCCUCCGUCGGAGUGAGUAGCGACCACAUACGGAUCCGUGUAGUGGCCCGGAAGAUAACCUGCAAGAAAUGAAUAUUUGUUGUUCUGUUAAAAACCAAAUCGUUUCUGCAGUCCCAAACAGCCCAUAAUAAAGCACAUACUCCAACACGUAUAUGUUUCGCAGUCUCGGAGCCUAACCCAUCUAACCACGUCCCAAAUAACGUGUUAAUGGUAUUCGGAGGAGUAAUAUUAAAAGCUAAGUGCACCGUCCGCCAUAAUUUUUUUGCCAAGGGACAAUCGAGAAAGAGGUGUUUGAUGGACUCAUCCUUAUCACAGAAACUACAUCUUGUAGAUCCUGUCCAAUUGCAUUUCACCAGAUUAUCCUUAGUUAGAAUGACUUGUUUAUGUACAAACCACAUAAACACUUUGAUUUUCCACACAUGUUUCGAACGAGGAAUCACACUAGAGUUGAUAACAUCCAAAUACAUGGACUUAACCGAAAACUCUCCAUUCUGUGUGAGCUUCCAAAUCAACCGGUCUGGUUGUUGGGAAAGCUCGACCUCCAUCAGUCGUCGUACUAAGUGUAACCAAGCUUCCCAACGAUUUCCCGCUAGCGUUCUUCUGAAUUGGAUAUUCAGAGGGUUAGACUGUAAUACUGUUGCAACAUAAGCUUCUCUUCGCUGCACAAUAUUAUAGAGAGAGGGAUACUGGAGUCCAAGGGGCGUCUCCCCAAGCCAAGUGUCCUCCCAGAACCUCGUGGUAGUACCAUUUCCAACACAAAUUUUGUCCUGUUGAAAAAGGCUGAUUUCACUCUCAUCAGUCCUUUCCAAAAAGGCGAAUCAGUCGGCCUCACUCUCACCUGGGACAAUGUUUUGGAGUUAAGGUACUUAUUGCGCAAUAUUUGCGCCCACGUGGCCUCCGUCUCUACAGAUAGCUUAAACAACCAUUUGCUGAGUAAACAUCUGUUCUUCACCUCUAAGUUUUCAAUACCGAGACCCCCUUGGUCUUUCGGUCUGCAAAUAAUAUCCCAUUUCGCGAGUCUGUAUUUACGUUUUAAUUCAUCACUUUGCCAGAAGAAUCGAGAUCUAUAGAAGUCUAGUCUUUUCCUGACACCCACUGGUAUCUCGAAAAAAGACAA